ACGACAACUUCCAUACCAGCGACCAACGCGGAAUAUCUAACAGCAGACAUUCCAUAAACCCGAGGUUAAAGCAUAUUCGUGGGUCUAACUUGAUAUCAGGUGUCUAGGUGAGACUAGAGCAGGAACAAGGAUGAACGGGGGAAAAGAAGCAAAGCUAUCAGUCUCGAACGACGUAGCCACCAAUUUCAGAAAACUCCUUGCAGCUCAGGUAAGCGGCGCUACCCUUUGUUUGAUUCGAACCACUUCGAUUGUUGCGGCUUUCCUGUCUUGGUCAUCACGAUGUCUGCUACUGCUGAGCCUGGCGGGCGUUCAAAACGCCGUAGCUGGCUGGCAUGGUACGGUCCGCAGAAGGACGCUGCCAAGGAAGUGCCCAGACCAACGCUUCAUUUGGACAUAGGGUUGGCGUCCCCAAGAGAAGGAUGCGAGCAGGGCGAGCAGACCUUCCAUCCUGGAGACCCAGGUUCGGGUGUCUCGUGCUGCGAGACGGGCUUAAAGACCUCGCGGCCCAGCACACCCAGACGCAACUCUGUUUCUUCUUUAUCUCAUUUACUCCCCUUUCAUUCAUCCCCUCACUCCUCUGUUUCUCAUCUACAGCAAUAUGAACAAACUUCGCCACAGAACGCUGCAUCGUCGUCUUCUGCUACGUCGCCUCCCUUGGCACCUGCCAUGAAAACACCUGAACUGACGUCUCGCACUCCUGGAUCCUUUGGGAAGAUAUCUUUCAACUCUAUGAUGGGCGGUCUCUCCGCGCUCUCUUUGUCUCGCACGGUGACGAAUGACGACAAAGAUAAGGAAACUCGUGGACGCGCCCCAAGCAAACGGAAGCCCCGCUCCUCGUCUUUUGUGCUCCCGUCUUAUACCAAAGACAAAGACAAGGAUAAAGACACAGCAUCCGUAGCUUCCAAAGAGUCCAUUCGUGCUCGUUCGUCAUCUCCCUUCAGUCUACGCCGUUUCCGUCCUCGCGAUCGCGACGCAUCUCCCGCUCCUCUUCCCCUUGAGGAAUCAGACUGUGACUCUGUCACUUCACGACGCACACUUGCCGUCCGACCUCGCAAUGCUUUCACGGAGGAUCUGGAUUCAGGUUCAGAGUACGCUGGAGAAGAGACAGAAGAUGAAGAAGACGAUUGGAGUGACGAUGCCGGGGGCAUGUUUGAUUUCGUCACCGAGAGGAACACGGAGCAGAAUGCGCUUAUUGCUGCUCAUGAGAUGCCAAUGGGAGACCUGGAUCCUGACGACGUCACUAUGGACCCUGACCCAUUGGGCGAAGGCGUCAAUGUCGUAGUGCCACCCGAACCCUAUUUCCCUUCUACUCUGAAUCGGUCGAGCCUCACCUCAAUGAAAGGCAAGCGUGGGGGCCCGAAGCGAAAGAAGUCCCGGCAUCAUGAAACUCUUCCUUUGAGGACUGCUCGUCCACUAUUCCAGCGCGAUAGGUGCACGAUCACCAUGACUCAAGGCGAUCCAGAGGCAUCAGAAAGACGGAGGCGGAUGUACAUUAUCGCUAGUGACCUCAGCGAGGAGAGUCGUUAUGCUGUUGAAUGGGGUAUCGGCACAGUGAUUCGAGACGGCGAUCAUCUGCUCAUCGUUACGGUUGUCGAAAACGAGGCUAAAGUUGACCCACCGAUCCCCAACCCAGCGGAUCGCUCCACUAGACUUCGUUCUCAACAGGAACGUCAAGGCCUUGCCUAUAUUCUCGUCCGUCAAGCAACGGCGCUCUUACAACGCACGCACUUGAACGUGACGGUCUCCUGCCAAGCAUGGCACUCGAAAAACUCGCGCCAUAUGCUCCUCGAUAUUGUUGACUAUAAUGAACCCACGAUGCUGAUUGUGGGGUCCCGAGGCUUGGGUCAGAUCAAGGGUAUCCUCUUGGGCUCAACAUCACACUAUCUCAUUCAGCGAUGCUCCGUUCCGGUUAUGGUUGCCCGUCGCCGGCUCAAGCGCCCCCCGAAGCGCUCUGCUCACCUUGCCAAGAACCGCAUGCAUGUCUCCCUUGCAGAGGCCGGGAUCGACAGAGUCGCCCCCAAGGUUGACCAGGACGUCGCGGUCAUGCGUGACGAAAUGCAGCGUGACGACGAUCGGCGAGGUAAGGAAGGGGAGAGAGUUAUCGACGAGGAUGGGGAGGAGCCUGGGGAGGAGGGCGAAGGAGACGGCGCGGAGGGUGAGGGGUACUUGGGCACCAAGGUUGGGGGAUCAUGAAAUGCGAGUUUAAAGCUCGUCGAUUCCUUUGGGUCUGACAUUAAAUUUCUUCCUUUUCUUUUUUUUACUCCAGACGCACCCAGCCAUAAGUGGCCACUGAAGUGAUGUUGAUGCCUGAGAUGGGUACCACAGCUUGGUCAUGUAUGAUAGCCAUAGACGAAUAUUUUUACAAGGUUGUUACAUUGGAGCAUUACAAAUUAAUUAUAAGUAGCUGCAUUUUGUCCGCACGAUCACACGGUGCCAUGUAAAUGUAGUGGCGAGUUCAUACUCAA
Messenger RNA from Suillus fuscotomentosus, 2465 nucleotides. RefSeq lists its product as uncharacterized. Bases 280 to 2193 code for a protein of 637 amino acids. Lineage: Eukaryota; Fungi; Basidiomycota; Agaricomycetes; Boletales; Suillaceae. The record is from RefSeq and is a predicted model, not a curated record. The transcript has 7 exons.